Leptosia nina is the source of this 726-nucleotide messenger RNA. The record is from the annotation of a GenBank genome assembly. NCBI's taxonomy places the organism in Eukaryota, Metazoa, Arthropoda, Insecta, Lepidoptera, Pieridae.
AUGCAAACUCUUUCGAGCAUAACCUCCUUCGUCCCACGUUUAUCUAUGGUGAUAGUACGGGCUGGCACGCCGCAUUCAAACCCUAGUACAAAUCGCUUUCUGUCAGUGAUGGCAACCAGAACGGUCGGCGAUAAAGCCAAAUGGCGAAGAAAAAAUAAAAAUGAUGACGACAAUGAUUGUGCCAGUCUGGCGUGGCUUCUGAAUUUCCGUCUCGAUGAGAUCAUCAACGUGAAAGUCCCUGAUGAUGAAGAGCACACGGAGGAGACUUCGGGGACGAGGAAACCGCCGUAUACCUACCCCGAACUUAUUGAACGUGCUUUGAGAGAAAAAGGAGAGCUUACGGUUUCGGCUAUUUACCAAUGGAUUUCCGAUCGCUUCCCUUUCUACAAAGCGAACGACGAGCGCUGGAAGAACUCUGUUCGGCACAAUUUAUCAAUCAACCCCCAUUUUCGGAAGGGCGCGCGAGCCGCUCAAGGAGCUGGUCAUCUCUGGUCCCUAGCCGCCAACGCGAUAGACCUGCUGCCGCUGCGGAAGGAGUAUAAGACUGAUCAGUUGCCUGAAGCUCAUAUAAUUGAGUGUCCAAAGGUCAUAGUAUUAGAUGAGGCCGCCAUCGCAGCAGCUAGCAUAAUUCCCGAUCAAGACAUAUUCAACGGGGGCACAAUGUUCCUGAAUCCUGUUUCGACGGAGCAAGUGGUCCGGGAGUGUGGACUUAUCACCAGCCUAUAA